This is a messenger RNA of Prunus persica (peach), 3540 nucleotides long. Its product is annotated as probable helicase MAGATAMA 3. The record is from RefSeq and is a predicted model, not a curated record. NCBI's taxonomy places the organism in Eukaryota, Viridiplantae, Streptophyta, Magnoliopsida, Rosales, Rosaceae. Gene Ontology annotation, molecular function: ATP hydrolysis activity; helicase activity. The transcript is spliced from 20 exons. The coding region runs from base 828 to 3305 and encodes 825 amino acids.
AAUUAAAAUUAAAAUUCUUUAAAAUAUAGAGAAAAAAAAACCCCAACUCUCUCCCUCCCUCCCUCUCUCUCUGCCUCUAGACACGCCCCAUCCUCCGACCAUCUUCUCAAAAACAAAAACUCCAAACAGCCGCCUACUAGUCCCAUCUACGACAUAUGCCCGGCCACAACCACCUGCAACGAAUCCGAUCCAAACCCCCACCCAAUCACCCAACCUACAGCACACACCCAGAAAUUGAAAAUUUUCCCCAUAAAUUUCAACAGCUCUACCCUAUUUCAGCACUCCCCAACCCGAUAGACAAUUUUGAAAUUCAACACUCCAUUACAUGCGCAAAACAGUAAAAAAUUCAACCUCAUAGUCAUCCAAUCAAAUCCCAUAAGAACCUAUUGAGUCAGCUAGCCAUAACAUCUAACCCUCAUGUGUCCAACACCGUAUAUGAGGCCUAAAACCCAUUUCCAUUUCCUCCUCCUAUCUCCCUCAUCUCAAACCCAUUUCCCACCGUCAAUUUCCUCUUCUUCCCUUCUCUCUCGCUCUCCUCUUUCUGUUUUUUUUUUUUUUUCUGAGUUGAGUUAAGAUUGAGUUGAGAGACAGAGAAAGGCUGAGUUUAAUUUUGUAAGUUCAUAUCGCGAUAUUAUCGAUAAUAUCGCGAUAUAUUGUCCAUUUAAAGCUGCAACUUGAACGAAAAUAUCGUUACUGAAAUAUCGGCGAAAUUAUCGAUAUUUUGUUUAAAAUUUAUGUACUGAUAUUGUGAUAAUAAUUAUGAUCUGUCUGCUCUCAGCGUAUCACCCUUCUCGCCGUUACCUUUACUAAAACCUCUCUCUCUGUCAAUGGCGGUGGACAAAGACAAGCUUCAGGAAGCCGCUCCCAUUGCUCGUUUCCACAAGAUUGUUCUCGGUUGGGACUACUACGGCCUCCUCACAGAGUUAACUAAGAAUGAGAAGAAGAAUAAGAAGAAGAAUAAGGGAGAGAUAGAUGACGGUUUAGGAAUGGGAAAAGUGAAAGACACCUACAAAGAUGUGGAUGACUAUAUCUCUACUUAUGAACCCCUUCUUUUUGAAGAAGUCAAAGCUCAGAUUAUUCAGAGCAAAGACGAGAAUCAAUUACUAAACCCCAAGAGAAAUUUGGUUGUGGCGUGCACUGAAGUUGAUGGGUUUCACUUAGCAACUCUUACCUAUGAGAAGAGUGACAUGGAUGACAAGGAAGCAAUAUCACAGAAUGAUCUUUUGCUUCUUUUGAAACCAAAUCAUCAAGACAAGGAAGAACUCCCAACAGUCUAUGCUUUUGCAUUGGUAGAAAGUCGUCAGGCGAGUUCUUUUAGGAUUAGAAUGUAUUUGGCCGGAGAAGCCAAAAACUUGAAGACAGAUGCAGUUGAAACUUGUCCAAGGUUGUUAAACAUAAAGUCAUUGGUUACUUCUAGUAUUGAAGGAGAGAGGUUUUUUGUCACUCGAAAGAUUUGCAGUUUAUCAACUAUUGCUCGUGAAUAUGUAGCUCUAUGGUCAAUUGGCUCUCUGCCCUUUAAGGAUAUAAUUCUUGGAGCUGCUGAGAAAAAUAUUGAUUCAGAAGGCCAAGCCUGGAAAAUUUCUAGGCCUCUGGAGGAAUUUAUAAAAGACAAUCUUAAUGAAUCACAACAAAACGCCAUACAAGCCGGUCUAUCGCGUAAACCAUUUAUCCUGAUACAGGGUCCUCCAGGGACAGGGAAGACACAAACUAUCCUUGGGCUUCUUAGUGCCAUUUUGCAUGCAACACCAGCAAGAGUGCACUCCAGCAGUGGGUCACAAAACAUAAAGCUUCGGCAAAAGUUAACUGUUCAGGAGAAGUUCCAUCAUUGGCAAUUAGCAUCUCCAUGGCUUAGUGGUAGCAAUCCUAGAGAGGAAAUAAUGCCUGUUAAUGGUGAUGAUGGUUUUUUUCCGACCACUGGAAAUGAGUUAAAACCAGAAGUAGUCAAUUCUAGUCGUAAAUACCGCGUACGUGUCCUUGUGUGUGCUCCUUCAAACUCUGCCCUGGAUGAGAUUGUGUUGCGUGUUCUGAACAGUGGUGUGCGUGAUGAAAGUGACCGUUCAUAUAAUCCCAAAAUUGUGCGGAUUGGUCUUAAGGCUCAUCAUUCAGUCCAAGCAGUCUCCAUGGAUGACAUGGUAGAACGAAAGAAAGGAAGCAUGGGGGGUAGUAAAGACAGAGAUGGAGGUGCUGAUAGGUUUCGAGCAGAAAUUUUGGAGGAGGCAGUUAUUGUCUUCUCUACCCUUAGCUUUAGUGGUUCACCUCUUUUCAGUAAAUACAAUCGUGGUUUUGAUGUAGUUAUAAUAGAUGAAGCUGCACAAGCUGUGGAACCAGCUAUUCUUGUUCCAUUGACAAAUGGAUGCAAACAAGUAUUUCUGAUUGGUGACCCGGUUCAACUGCCAGCUACUGUAAUUUCUCCAAUUGCUGCUAAAUUUGGGUAUGGAAUGAGUUUGUUUGAGAGAUUUCAAAGGGCUGGUUAUCCAGUGACCAUGCUGAAGAUGCAGUACCGAAUGCAUCCAGAGAUUAGGAGCUUUCCUUCUCGAGAGUUUUAUUCAGAGUCAUUGGAGGAUGGUCCUAAUAUUAAAGAGCAGACAAAGCGUUCCUGGCAUGACUAUCGCUGCUUUGGACCCUUUUGCUUUUUUGACUUACAUGAAGCGAAAGAAUCGGAGGACUCAGGAAGUAAAUCUAAUGAUGCUGAGGUAGAAUUUGUCAUGCUCUUGUACAAUAAGUUGGUCAGUAAAUAUCCAGAGCUUAAAUCAAGUCAUCAGUUCGCGAUUAUAUCACCCUAUGCUGCACAAGUAAACCUCUUGAAAGAACGUUUCAAAAGUACUUUCGGAGUGCAGUCUGAGAAAGUAGUGGAUAUUACUACUGUUGAUGGUUGCCAGGGACGUGAAAAGGAUGUUGCAAUAUUUUCUUGUGUCAGGGCAAGCGAGAAAGGAGCCAUUGGGUUUUUGGCUGAUUUCCGGCGAAUGAAUGUUGGGAUCACAAGAGCAAAAUCUUCCAUCUUGGUAGUGGGAUCUGCAUCAACAUUAAGGAAAGGUGACGAGCAUUGGAAUAACCUAGUGGAAAGUGCUGAAAAGAGAAACUCUCUAUUUAAGGUUUCAAAGCCGUAUGCUUCAUUUUUCAGUGAUGAGAAUCUGGAAUCCAUGGCAAUCAAGAAAGAAUCCUCCAUGGAGGAAGUUCAGAAUGAUGAGCUGGAUAACGAUCCAGGUUCCUACAAUUUUGGGGAUGCUGACCAAGCACAGGGAGAUGACAAUGACUAUGGAGAUGGAGACGGGGAGGCAGACAUGGGUGACGGCGGCGAUGACUGAAUUGUAAUAUGACUUUGGAGUGUGGGACGUCGAUGAUUUUGGGAAGCUUCUUGUGUAGUUUUCACUACCGUCAGCUGUUAAGAUGCAUAGACCCCAACUCACAAUUCUUGUAUAUCAAUUGAAACUAGCAACAACAUUAAGUUCACAUUAAGUUCCAUUUAGAGUCGGUCUAUUUAAUAAAUGAAUCCGAUAUCAUUUGACUACUCAAUUAAAUUAUUGAAAUUUAAAUACUUUC